GUGAGUAAAACAGGAGCAGAAGGCGCCGUGUUGGAUGAAGCCAAGAACAUCAACAAGUCUCUGUCUGCUCUCGGGAACGUCAUCGCUGCUCUCAGUGAAGGAACGAAAACCCACGUCCCGUACAGAGACAGUAAGAUGACUCGAAUCCUGCAGGACUCUUUGGGAGGAAACUGUCGAACCACCAUCAUCAUCUGCUGCUCUCCGUCUGUUUACAACGAGGCUGAAACCAAGUCCACCCUCAUGUUUGGACAGAGAGCUAAAACCAUAAAGAACACAGUGUCUGUGAACCUGGAGCUGACCGCUGAGGAGUGGAAGAAGAAGUAUGAGAAGGAGAAAGAGAAAAACAGGAGUCUGAACAUCAUGGUACAGAAACUGGAGAAUGAGCUGAAACGCUGGAGGAAAGGUGAGUCUGUGCCUGUGGAGGAGCAGCUGAGCAGCAAAAACAAAAAAAGCAGCAGCAGUGAAACGACCGCAGUGAUUGACAGCUUGGCCCCACCUCCUGUCCCUCUGUCAGACGAAGAGAAGACACAGUACGAGACUCUCAUCAGUGACCUGUACCAUCAGCUGGACGACAAGGAUGAUGAGAUUAACCAUCACAGUCAGACAGCCGAGAAAUUCAAACAACAGCUGAUCGAUCAGGACGAGCUGUUGCUGUCAAGCCGCCAGGACUACGAGCGUCUACAGGACGAAUUAUCACGGCUGCAAAGGGACAGUGACUCCGCCAAAGAGGAGGUGAAGGAGGUGCUGCAGGCGCUGGAGGAGCUUGCCGUCAACUACGACCAUAAGAGCCAAGAGGUGGAGAACAAAAACCGCUGCAAUGAACAGCUGAACGAGGAGCUUGCCAACAAAACUGUGAAUCUGGAGGCGGUUCAGAGGGAGUUGUUGACGCUGCAGGAGAUCAGUUCUCAUCAUAAGAAGAGGUCAGCAGAGAUCCUCAGUCUGCUGCUCAGAGACCUCAGUGAGAUUGGCAGCGUUCUUGGUACCACCGACCUCAAAGCUAUGACCGAGACGAGUGGAGUGAUGGAAGAGGAGUUCACCACAGCUCGUCUCUACGUCAGUAAGAUGAAGUCGGAGGUGAAAUCUCUGGUGAACCGCAGCAAACAGCUGGAGGUCAACCUGACAGAGAACAAGUGCAGGAUGGAGGCCACGGAGAAGGAGCUCAACACCGGUCAGCUGCUCGUUUCACAG
Messenger RNA from Morone saxatilis (striped sea-bass), 1188 nucleotides. RefSeq names its product kinesin heavy chain-like. NCBI's taxonomy places the organism in Eukaryota, Metazoa, Chordata, Actinopteri, Moronidae. Gene Ontology annotation, molecular function: microtubule motor activity; ATP binding; microtubule binding. The record is from RefSeq and is a predicted model, not a curated record. Gene Ontology annotation, biological process: microtubule-based movement; mitotic spindle organization.